AUGAUUUUCGAGUACUCAAAAGAAGUCGAGGGAGGCACCUACGACACCCAUGGCCUCGACUGCGGCAUUUCUCUCCGCCAACACAAGCAGCAGUGCAGAGAAAUUGACGGUGCUCUUCGCGUCCAACGAGAAUGGACCAAGCUAGUCAGCAAUGUGGAAGGUUACCAAGGUGGCCUCGCGGAUGACUUCUGCUUCAUCUCCGUCACCGUUCCAGAGUGCCUCCCAGAUCGCCUCGAAAUCAUGUCUUACGCUAACGAAUAUGCGUUUCUUUACGACGAUGCAAUGGAGAAGCUCAAUUUGAAGAAUGAUAAAGACGACCAUGCGAAUGAUUUCUUGUCGACGUUUGGUAACGGGGCAUUGAAUCCGAAUUCGGUUGCGAACGCCAGGCCAGAGAAGCAAUUGCAAGCAAAGCUGCUGCUCGACAUGAUGAAAAUCGACCGACAGCGAGCAAUAACAUCAAUGACUGCCUGGGCACGAUUUGUUCAGUUGGCCGCAGACACAAGAAAGGCUCCGCCAAAGACUUUGGAAGAGUACAUGCCCUCACGUGCCAUUGACGCGGGCGAGCUAUUUUGGUUCGGCACAAUAACCUUUGGUAUGGCCAUAACCAUUCCUGACCACGAGUACGAGUUGUGUAUGGAUUUGGCUCGACCAUUAUACAUCGCUCUUGGACUUGUCAAUGACCUCUACUCUUGGGAAAAGGAGCGUGAUGCUGCUGCCGAAGAAGGACAAGACCACGUGUUUAACGCCAUCUGGGUUAUCAUGAAUGAGCGGGGGAUUGGCGUCGACGACGCUAAGGACAUUUGUCGCGAGGAGACAAUGAAAGUGAUGUCGACUUAUUGGAAUACCGUGAAGGCCGCGCGAAACAACGAAAGCCUCUCUGAUGACUUGCGGAGGUAUCUCGAAGCACUACUUCUGAGUUAUAGCGGAAACCUUGUGUGGAUUUCUUAG
This is a messenger RNA of Colletotrichum siamense, 948 nucleotides long. RefSeq names its product Fusicoccadiene synthase (gene PaFS). The record is from RefSeq and is a predicted model, not a curated record. The transcript has 4 exons. Bases 1 to 948 code for a protein of 315 amino acids. Lineage: Eukaryota; Fungi; Ascomycota; Sordariomycetes; Glomerellales; Glomerellaceae.